Molecule: messenger RNA, 1728 nt
Organism: Oxyura jamaicensis (ruddy duck)
Lineage: Eukaryota; Metazoa; Chordata; Aves; Anseriformes; Anatidae
Gene: R3HDML
Product: R3H domain containing like
Exons: 5
Coding region: 489-1250 (253 amino acids)
Source: RefSeq, a predicted model, not a curated record
UUUUCUCCCCCUCUUUCCCCAAGAUAAGGACUCGUUAGGAUUUCUCGCCGAUCCUUUUAAAAGUUGCCGGGUGUUUCUUUACCUGUGUGAGGUUUCUGUUUGUCCGGGGGAUUUUCUCUACGUGCCAAGCGCCUGAGAAGUGUCGGGGCGAGUAGCUCUGCAUGCUCCUAAUUAGCCCCGUCUGACAGGUAGGUGGGAUAAAUGAAAAGUAAUCGGGCAGACUCUGCACUGCUUUUUUCUUAAAAGAAACACCAAGAAAAGCAAGCCAGCUCCCUGCCGCUCCUGGUGAAGUUCCUGUGACGAGCGCGCAGGAACGGCGGGUGGUCAGCGGGGUAACGCAAAGCUGAUUUCGGAAAGGACAGAAGAAAACCCAUUUCCACCUUCUCUGGGGACACGGGGCUUGCAGGGCAGCGUGCAGCGGUGCGGGCGGUGUUUUCUCUUGCAGCCUGACUCGGGCUCUGCUCCGCGUUCCGGCUGGCAGGGCUGCGAUGCCGCGGCUGCGCGUGCACCUCUGCUUCACCGGCGUGCUCUGCUGGCUGGCGCACGAGUCCGGCUCCUUCGCGCUGCCCAACGCCACCGAGCUCCUGUCCCCUCCCAGCAGCGCGGGGCCGGGGCCGGCUCCUGGCACCGGGGUGCCCCGCGGCCGCCGCCGCCGGUACCUGGCCCCCCGCGACAUGAGCGCCAUCCUGGACUACCACAACCAGGUGCGGGCGCAGGUGUCCCCCCCGGCCGCCAACAUGGAGUACAUGGUGUGGGAUGAGCGGCUGGCCAGGGCGGCGGAGGCGUGGGCUGUGCAGUGCGUGUGGGACCACGGCCCCCCCCAGCUGAUGAAGUACGUGGGGCAGAACCUCUCCAUCCACUCGGGCAGGUACCGCUCCGUGGUGGACAUGGUGCGGUCGUGGCACCGCGAGCAGCAGCACUACUCCUUCCCACACCCCCGCGAGUGCAACCCCCGCUGCCCCUCCAAGUGCAGCGGCUCCGUCUGCAGCCACUACACCCAGAUGGUGUGGGCGUCCUCCAACAGGCUGGGCUGCGCCAUCCACGCCUGCAGCAACGUGCGGGUUUGGGGCAGCACGUGGCGCCGCGCCGUCCUCCUCGUCUGCAACUACUCCAUCAAGGGCAACUGGAUCGGGGAGGCGCCCUACAAGGUGGGGCGGCCGUGCUCAGCCUGCCCGCCCACCUACGGCGGGGUCUGCUCCAACAACAUGUGCUUCACGGGACUCAAAUCCAACCAAGUGAGCUGGUUUUAGGGCUGCGGCAGCGCUCCACGCGCCCCCCCCCCCCCCCCCCCCCGCUCCACCACCCACUGGGGACGGGGGAAAAGAGGAUUAUUUAUAACACCACGCUGCUUUUGGCCCUCUGACCCUCCUCCCUGUGCUGUGUUAGGUGUUAGGCAGGCUAUCAAACCCAUUUCAGCCCCAGUGCUCCCACCCUUUUUGGUCACCCCCCGGGGGCGCUGCCUUCUCCGGCUGCUUUGUGCCUGGGGGGCGCUGGGGACAGCUGGUGGUGGCCUGGGGCACAUGGGGGGAGUGGGGUUGAACGUCGUGUCCCUGCUGCGCGGGGCUGGGGGCUCUCCCUGCCACCCCGGGACUGGGAAGGGUCUAUGCAGUGACCGGCCAGACCGUCCCUUUGGGGUGAGCGACUGGAGCCCUCUGUGCAUGGCUCUGUGGGGACCCCAGCCACGGGCCCCAGCUCUGAGCACCCCAAUAAAGCGGUCUGGAGACCCGA